This is a messenger RNA of Colletotrichum karsti, 1431 nucleotides long. RefSeq names its product major facilitator superfamily transporter. Lineage: Eukaryota; Fungi; Ascomycota; Sordariomycetes; Glomerellales; Glomerellaceae. Gene Ontology annotation, molecular function: pantothenate transmembrane transporter activity. The transcript is spliced from 10 exons. The record is from RefSeq and is a predicted model, not a curated record. Gene Ontology annotation, cellular component: plasma membrane. Bases 1 to 1431 code for a protein of 476 amino acids. Gene Ontology annotation, biological process: pantothenate import across plasma membrane.
AUGGAGCCUGAAUCUUCCAAAUGGAAGCACCAGGUGAAAGUGAUGUUCCUUGGGGACGUCGCAAAGUCCAAAGAGGAGAGACGACUAGUUCGGAAACUCGACCUCUUCGUUCUGACGUAUUGCUGCUUCAGCUACUUCGUCAACUAUCUUGAUCGUGCCGCUUUUGCGAAUGCUUACGUCGCAGGGUUGAAAGAAGACGUCGGUCUUCACGGCUCACAGUACAAUGUUUUGCUGUCGGUAAUGACCGCUGGAUACGUUAUCGCUCAGAUCCCACAUGGCAUCGCCAUCCAGAAAAUCGCUCCGCGCUUGUGGCUGCCGUCGAUGGUGUUGCUUUGGGCUGGAUUAACCAUGUGCACUGCUGCAUGCAAGACGUACGAGCAGAUGUGUGUCGUGCGCUUCCUUCAGGGUAUGGCUGAGGCAAGCACGUACUGCGGGACGAUGUACAUCAUGGGGUCGUGGUACAAGCCCUUGGAAAUUGCCAAAAGAACGGCCAUCUUCACCGCCGUGGGCCAGGCUGGUAGCAUGUUCGCUGGUGUGAUGAUGACGGCUGUCCACAAAAGCAUGGACGGGUAUGCUGGACUGCCUGGAUGGAAAUGGGUCUUUCUCAUCGACGGAAUCAUUACCCUGCCGGUUGCCAUUGCGGGUUUCGUCUGCUUCCCCGACAUCCCCGAGCACACAAAAGCGCACUUCUUCAGUCUUCAGGAAGAGGACAUCAAGCUUGCGAUCAAGCGCCUGCCCCCGAAGAGGGAAGACGCACAUAACAUCUCUCCCAUCUCUCUGGCCAAGCGGAUUUUGGGCCAACCAUACUUCUACGUCCUCGGAGCCUUCUCCAUUGUUACAGGGGCCCUCGAGGCGUUCUGCGUGCAGUCGCUAUUCCUCCUCUGGAUGAAGUUCCACAGCGACCGCUACACCAGCUCGCAGAUCACGACGUACCCGCUGGGCGUACAGGGAGUUGCCAUCGCGUCCAACAUCGGAGCCGCCAUGUACAUGGACGCGACGGGUCACCGCCUUCCCGUGGGUUUCCUGGCGUGCGGCCUGCAGCUUAUUUCGACGGUGCUCAUUCUCAUCCCAACCGUUCCGGAUGCGGGAACCUUCUUUGCGUAUUAUCUUGCAGGGACCAGUUAUAUGGUCAACCCGCUAUUGUUCGGAUGGGCCAACAUUAUCUUGAAGAGAAGCGGUGACGAGGCGGCCCGAAGUGUGUUGCUGUACUGGCUGAACGCUAUUCAGAGCACGUUGUACACUUUCUGGGGCAUCGCUCUGUACCCUGCGGAUGAGGCGCCGUACUGGCGCAAGGGAGGGAUCGCCAUGUGCGUGGUCGUGGUCAUCAUGGCCUGCAUGUUGUGGGCAGUGAAGUGGCUGGACAGAAAGUCCCUCGCCGAACAGAUUGUGGAGGAUGAGGACUGCCCGACGGAGGUGAACCAAGUUUCCUGA